This is a messenger RNA of Oryza brachyantha (malo sina), 1075 nucleotides long. Its product is annotated as exosome complex exonuclease RRP46 homolog. Gene Ontology annotation, cellular component: nuclear exosome (RNase complex); nucleolus; cytoplasmic exosome (RNase complex). Lineage: Eukaryota; Viridiplantae; Streptophyta; Magnoliopsida; Poales; Poaceae. The transcript has 7 exons. Gene Ontology annotation, biological process: nuclear mRNA surveillance; U4 snRNA 3'-end processing; rRNA catabolic process. Bases 100 to 816 code for a protein of 238 amino acids. The record is from RefSeq and is a predicted model, not a curated record.
GGCGUUCCGUUGGGAAGACGGGAAGGGGAGAAGGGUUUAUUAGGGUUUUGUGGAGCUCGACGACCGCCGCGCCGCCACCGCCGCGAUCGCCAGAGGAGAAUGGAGGAGACCCGCGCCGACGGGCGGAACGCAAACCAGCUCCGUCCAUUCUCCUGCACGCGCAACCCUCUCGACCGCGCCCAUGGCUCCGCGCGCUGGGCACAGGGCGACACCAUCGUGCUCGCCGCCGUCUACGGCCCAAAGCCGGGAACCAGGAAGGGGGAGAAUCCCGAGAAGGCCUCCAUCGAGGUGGUAUGGAAGCCCAUGACUGGCCAGAUUGGGAAGCAAGAGAAGGAGUAUGAGAUGACACUCAAGAGGACUCUGCAGAGCAUCUGCUUGCUCACUGUCCAUCCAAACACCACCACCUCUGUAAUUCUUCAGGUUGUAGGCGAUGAUGGUUCUCUUCUUCCAUGCGCAAUUAAUGCUUCCUGCGCAGCCCUUGUAUUUGCUGGGAUCCCUUUGAAACAUCUUGCGGUUGCAAUUGGUUGUGGAGUGUUGGAGGAUGGUGAAGUGAUUUUGGACACAAGUAAAUCAGAAGAACAGCAAUUGAAAUCAUUUGCUCAUUUGGUGUUCCCCAAUUCACGCAAGUCUGCUGGUUCAAAAGAAGCAAACCAGAAAGAGGAGGAUUCUGAGCGAGGAUUGAUAACUUCCAUCACGCAUGGAGUGAUGUCCGAGGAAGAUUAUUUCAGCUGCAUAGAGAGGGGUCUUGCUGCAUCCUCACGGAUCUCGGAUUUUAUGAGGACAACAUUGCAGAAGCAGGUACCUGGAGAUGUCUGAGAGGCACCAUGCAACACAAAGCGCCUCAAAUCAAGCAGUUCAGCAGUACAAGGUUGUAGCAGGUCAUGUGUUGAAGAUGAAACGUGCGUGGUGAGUUUCUCUUUUUAAUGUAUUGCACUGGCACACAAAUGUGCAAUCGUGUGGCGCAAUCUGGCGGAAACAUGAUGAUAUGCAGUGGCUUGUACGCUUAUUAGAAGAAAAUGGAGAAAACACGUUUUUACAAACGAAAAAUAAUUUAUAGGUAAAAUUUUUAUAUACU